Molecule: messenger RNA, 1860 nt
Organism: Linum tenue
Lineage: Eukaryota; Viridiplantae; Streptophyta; Magnoliopsida; Malpighiales; Linaceae
Source: the annotation of a GenBank genome assembly
AUAUAAGCAUAGCGCCAUCGUAUCAUGUAAUCCUAAUCCCAACCCACAUUCCACAGUACAAAUGGACCAUUCAAUUUCCAAGUACGAAACUCUCCUUCUCUUCGUUGUAGUACCGCUACUACUUCUCCUUUCAAUCAAACAAAUCAACUCGAAGAGGACGAAGAAGAAGAAGAGGAAGAAAGAACUCCCUCUGCCUCCAGGCCCAAAACCAUGGCCCCUCAUCGGAAACAUCCCACACAUGACCAGAAAGGUUCACAUCACCAUGACCCAAUUCGCCAAAUCCCACGGACCCUUAAUCUCACUCAAACUCGGAGCUCAGGUGAUUGUCGUCGCCUCUUCUCCGGCCGCCGCAGCCGAAAUCCUGAAAACCCAUGAUCGUAUCCUCUCGGCUAGAUAUGCAUCCAACUCCAAUCCGUUCAAACUCGGCGAUAUCGACCGAAUGGCAAUCGUGUCAGCCACGACGUGUAACGACAGCUGGAAGUCCCUUCGAGCGCUCUGUAGGACAGAGCUUUUCUCCGGCAGAGCAAUCGAGUCGCAGUCCGCCCUCAGGGAGAGGAAAGUUUGUGAAAUGGUCGGAUUCCUAGCAGCUAGAGAAGGGAAAGUUGUGGACUUGGGGGAAAUUGUGUUCACCACCGUUUUCAACUCGCUAUGCAACCUUUUCUUCUCCGAGGACUUGUUGGUCUUGGAAGAUGGAAAGGGGAAAGCUAGUGGGUUGAAGAGUCAUGUUUCGAAAUUAAUGGAGCUCGCAGCUACGCCCAAUAUUGUUGAUUUUUACCCUGUGUUGGAACUGUUUGACCCUCAGGGUCUGAAAAAGAAGAUGAUCAAGGCCGUCACGAAAAUGUUCUCCGUUUGGGAGAGUUACAUCAAAGAAAGAAGGGAAAUUCUUGAAUCGAGAUCCCGUGGAGAUGCUCCGAAAGGAGAUUUCUUGGACGUUUUCAUUUCAAAUGGUUUCGACGAUCAAAAAAUCAAUUGGCUGUUCUUAGAAUUGCUGACAGCGGGAACAGAGACCACUACAACUACAGUGGAAUGGGCCAUGGCGGAGCUACUGAAGAACGGUAAAGAAAUGAAGAAAGUUCGCGAAGAGCUGAAGAGAGAAAUUGGGGGAAACUCUAUUACUGAAGCGAACGUCUCUCGGUUGACAUUUCUGAACGCCUGCAUCAAGGAGACAUUCCGGUUACAUCCUCCGGUACCGUUCCUAAUUCCACACUGCGCUCAGGAGACUUGCGAAAUAAUGAAUUACAGAAUACCAAAGGAUUCCCAGGUGAUGGUGAACUUGUGGGCGAUAGGGCGGGAUCCGUCCGUUUGGGAGGACCCAUUGUCGUUUAAACCCGAACGAUUCAUUCGCAAGAGAUCAUCAACCAUUGUAGACUUCAAAGGUCUUCACUUUGAGCUUUUACCGUUCGGGUCGGGUCGGAGGGUAUGCCCUGGACUUUCAAUGGCAGUUAAGCAAUUGCCGUUGAUUCUAGCUUCGUUGAUUAAAGGGUUUGAUUGGAUUCUUCCUGACGUUGACGGUCCGGCCAAAUUGGAUAUGGCCGAGAAGUUUGGAAUUACGUUACAGAAGGAACAACCUUUGCUACUUGUGGUCGGAAAACAGAGCAUGUGAUGUUGAAGGGGAGACUCAAAUCCCGGGUGGAGCAAGUUUGGUGCGAGUGUUUAAAUUUGAAUGUGAAUGUUAGGUUAAUUAGUCUUUAGUCCUUUGAGUUUAUGACAAGUGUCAUUUGAGUCCUGUUGGAGUUUCUUGUUUUCGAGGAUCAUGGGGUUAAUGGUUGUUGCUCAACUAUCGAGUUUGGUGGCUGGCUUUAGGGUAUUUAACUAUUUAUCCUUCACUUUUGUCAAAUAAAUAAAACUAGCAAAAGCCCG